This is a messenger RNA of Trypanosoma conorhini, 912 nucleotides long. RefSeq lists its product as uncharacterized. Bases 1 to 912 code for a protein of 303 amino acids. The record is from RefSeq and is a predicted model, not a curated record. Lineage: Eukaryota; Euglenozoa; Kinetoplastea; Trypanosomatida; Trypanosomatidae. The transcript has a single exon.
AUGGCAUGUGCCUCCUUUCCGCGAGGCUCGAGAUGCCCACGCGACCUAUGCCCCCUUCUCUCUUGUAGCUUGCGCCUGCUGUGGGCCAGCAAUCCCUGCCCCUUGCGGGGCACUGACACCCGAGUGCCGCACUGCCACCUCCAACGCAUCCUUGCAAACGACAGCAUCGGCCCCACAGAGAAGCGCCUCUGCUUCCGUGGCCAACUUUAUAGUGCGCGGAAAGGAAAACACCCAGACACACGACUGCCCCCGCGGAACUCACAAGCAGAACACAGGAGAAGCUGUCCAGCAACGCUGGCAGUAAAGCGCAACUUCACUACAUCCAUCCUUGAGGCGGCCGAUGCAUCGUCCCGCGAUAGCGCUGCGACGCCGCCGGUUGUGGCCGCAUCGGCAACGCUUAGCAGAGCGCACUGCCGCUUAGAAAUGAGGGCCACGCGACCGUUUCCGGCUGGCGAGAAGCGCAGCGCCAACCUUUGCGUCAAGCCCCCAUCCAUAUCGCGCGCCGGCGCACCCGCCCUCACAACGGACAGUGGUGAAGCCGGAAGCCUGAAAGAGCCGCACCGUGCCGUACUUCAAGGCAAGCAAAAGUGGAUACUGGUCCCCCGCUGUAGGCAAAGCAAUACUGCACACAAACUCUGGCCCGCACCUCAAACGUUUGAAGCAGGCAGUUUCCCCGGGAAACCAACAUUGUCCAUCCAUGCUCCCUUAUUCUCGAAGGGCACGCAACAAAAACUUCACGGCACACAUGAAAAUGAGGCGAACCCCACGGCACAGCAAGGGGCAGAUGCUCCAGAAGCGUCUUGGCGUCCACGCGUUUGCACGGAUCCACGGAAACAGCCACUGAGAGCAGGGAACAAGCGUCCAAAUAGGACAUCAAAACACACUGUACAGCCCCAUCAUAGAAGCCUGUAG